AUGAAGCUCAGGCUGAGAUCGUUCGAAUCCAAAGAAACCCUAAAAAUGGAAGUCCCAAACUCGUGCACGCUUUCGCAACUCAAGCAAACCCUUGCUCAAGCCCUCCCCAAUUCGCCGGCCUUCGAUUCAAUUCGACUGUCUCUCAAUCGGAAAGACGAUCUUGUAUCCGACGACGACAAUUCCCUCCGAUCCCUCGGCAUCGCCGCCGGCGACCUUAUUUAUUUCUCCCUCGAACAGCCGGCGGCGGGUAUGAGCUCGAAUCCCCAGAGUUUCCAUCCCCUGCUUACCGGCUCAAUGAGCUCGAAUACCCAAAAUGCCCUUCCUGAGGUCGAGAAUUCCGAUUUUACCAUCUCCGGAGCGGAUUCGAAAAUGAAAGAAAAUGUAGAUUGUGGUUCGCAAAUGGAGGUAGAUAUGGGCAUGGAAGUUGAUGAGGAUGAUGGUUGUGAAGAUGAUUAUGAAACUGAUGGGUUUGCUGUGGAUGAAGUUGUUGAUAAGUCGUUUUCUGUGCCGGGUUUCUUGAGGAAGGUUUUCAUGGAAGAAUUAGGCGAUGAUGCCGGAAAAGAUCACAAAUUGAUCAUCAUCGCCAUUCAUGCUGUUAUGAUGGAGACUGGUUUUGUAGGUUAUGGUUUUCAUUUUCGUGGUAACGAAUGGCCGUCAAGUCUGUUUAGGGUGUCCUUACAUUACACUCUGCAAGAAAAUCCAAACCUUAGCCCCGCAAAAGUUGCCAAAAGCAUUGUGUUGAAAUUUCAGAGCUUGGGAAAAUUCAUCAAUGUUUAUGGUACGCUAGAAAAGUGCUCGGGAAAAUCCAACAGAGGCACGUAUCGGGUUCAGUUGAAUGAGGAAAAACUGGUUCCAUUUCUGAACGUCGUUUGGGCGAAUAUUAGUGGAGAGGACGUUGGUAAAAUGGACCCAUCCCCCGAAAAAGAGGUGUUCGAAUUUUGGAGGAACGUGAAGGAUAACCUAGCCUUACCUUUGUUGAUUGAUUUGUGUGACGAGUUAGGUCUGCAACUCCCUCCGUGUUUUAUGCAGCUUCCAACUGAUCUCAAGUUGAAAAUCUUGGAAUCUUUGCCGGGUGUCGAUAUAGCUAAAAUCAGCUGCGUUUGUUCGGAAAUGAGAUAUCUUGGAUCGAAUGACGAUUUGUGGAAGUUGAAAUUUGUGGAGGUUUUCGGGGAUGAAGUGAAAGAGGCGCAAGGGAGUUGGAAAAAGACCUUUGCUAGGUUUUGGGCCGGCCAGAAAAGUAGGAAGGUUGGUAGAGCAAGAAUGACGCCGUUUUGGCCCGAGCCGUAUUGGGCUCAACCCAGGAGGAGAAGGUACCCUAACCCUUUUAUGGUUGCUCGGGCUCCGAGAAUCAUUGGGGGCGAUUACGACAUAUCACCCUCAUUCGAGUUGGGCCACAGUGGUGGUAGGGUAUUUGGUGCUGUAAAUCGCCGGUCUUCGAAUUUUUCACCACAAUGUGAUUUAGGGGUUCGAGGUGAUAGGUUUGUGUGA
Striga hermonthica is the source of this 1488-nucleotide messenger RNA. NCBI's taxonomy places the organism in Eukaryota, Viridiplantae, Streptophyta, Magnoliopsida, Lamiales, Orobanchaceae. The record is from the annotation of a GenBank genome assembly.